UCUAGUCCUUCACUCAAAAGUCAAUCUUUCCCACUCAUACCCCCCUCUUUCCUCUAUCCUUCCCCACUUCCCUUCUCUAUAUAAUCACCCCUUCACAUUCCAACCGACACCCAUUUUCCAUUUCCACCAUAGCAACUGUUUGGUUUGGAAUUUGGUUCCACAAACAAACAUGGAGGUUGUUCUACCAGUUGCACCACCUACUCCUCCAGUAGACUUCAACUUCGACAGUAACUGUUCCUCUCCUUACAUCACUGCUCCUUCUUCCCCUCAACGCUUUGCCAACAACUUCUUCUUCAGUGCUCCUACCAGCCCCUCUCGUGUUUCACCUCUUUUCUCUGAAUCCUCUCUUCCUUUUCAUCAAGAAACCAAACCCAACAACCACCAUAACAACUACAGUUUUGGCAACGAUGACGAUUUUGAGUUUGAUUUCAGUGGCAACCUCCAAAAAGAGUCUCUUUCCGCCGCCGAUGAACUCUUUGACGGUGGAAAGAUCCGUCCCAUGAAACCGUUGCCACCAAAUUCUCCGAGAACCCGAAAGAAAAAAGCGGUUCAUGAUAAUACUGAGAGAGAUUCUAAUCCAUUUGAAGCUGCAAUUGAAGAAACUUUGAGAAAAGAAGAAGAGAAACGAGGGAGAGAGAGGGUAACAUCUUCUGGUAGGAAAGGAAGCAGGUCUUUGUCUCCCUUAAGAGUCUCAGACAUCAUAGAAAACUCAGAAGAUAAAGAUGUUUCUGUUUCUUCUUCCACAAGUAACAACGUGAAAUCGUUCUUGUCUUUCACUAAAGGUUAUAGAAAAUGGAAGAUAAGAGAUUUUCUUUUAUUUCGAAGUGCUUCUGAAGGAAGAGCUAAUGAAAAAGAUCCUUUGAGAAAGUACACAGCUUUGUCUAAGAAAAGUGUUGUGGAAGAUGAAGUUAGGAAUUCUAGUUUCCGGUCUAAUGAGAGUUCCGGUUCAUUUUCGAGGCGGCGUGGACCGGUUUCGGCUCAUGAAAUUCAUUAUACAAUAAACCGGGCUGUUACUGAGGAGAUGAAGAAGAGAACAUUCUUGCCUUAUAAGAGAGGUUUGUUAGGUUGCUUGGGGUCUGAUAAUCGUAUGGAUCAGAUUUCUAGGGGAAUAGGGUCUUUCUCACGUUCCUAAUCAUUCAUAAUCCAUAUCUUGUUUUUUUUCAUUAUUUUUUUAGAGGGCUCUAUGCUGUUGCCAAACAUGUUCUUUUCUCAUUUUCAUGUUGUUGAGUCUGAAAUUUGUAUGAACAUAAUAUCAUAAUCGUACCCUUCACACACAAACAUAUAUAAAAAAGGUUCUUUCAUA
Messenger RNA from Medicago truncatula (barrel medic), 1303 nucleotides. RefSeq lists its product as uncharacterized. Lineage: Eukaryota; Viridiplantae; Streptophyta; Magnoliopsida; Fabales; Fabaceae. The record is from RefSeq and is a predicted model, not a curated record. The coding region runs from base 170 to 1132 and encodes 320 amino acids. The transcript has a single exon.